CCGUUAAUGUCCUGUGACUCACUCACACCCAACACAAAUAGGUCACUAUAUAAUAGGCUACAUAUAACUAUGCCUAACAAGGUCACUGACAUGCACUUCCACAAAGUAGAAGAAGAAGAAGAACAUACUGGAGAGAGCAGAUCAUCCUCAAGAACACCGAGAGGGCAUUUCGUGGUUUACGUUGACACAAACAAAAAGUUGGAGAGAUUUGUGAUUCCCACAAGGUUUCUGAAGAGCCCAUCUUUCCAGAAGCUUCUUGAAAAGGCUGCCGAGGAGUACGGUUACGCAGAGGCUUACCGUAACAAGAUUGUCUUGCCAUGUGAUGUCUCUAGUUUCCGAAGUCUCGACAUGUUCCUGAAUUCUCACGGCAAGGGACAUUAACCACAUGAGCCCACUACUUAUACGUAUUAGACAGCAAUCGGAGAUCUCUCACUCGGCGACAACAACACGACAAGAAGAAAAGAGAAUGACGCAGUUUAACCUAAAAGAAGCAUCUCGUACUUCUUCUUCUGACAACAACACGACAACAAGAUGUCUAGACAAUGGGCCUAAGUUGAAGCCCACCAAACGAGUCUGGAAAUGCAAAACGUCCAAGCCCACCAAAGCUCCUGAGUCCAUUAAGGAUCCAAGCCCAUCUGUAAAAGAGGAAGAAGAUAAGAAGAAGGAAGCUUCUGGAAAGUUCUCUAAGA
Molecule: messenger RNA, 689 nt
Organism: Camelina sativa (false flax)
Lineage: Eukaryota; Viridiplantae; Streptophyta; Magnoliopsida; Brassicales; Brassicaceae
Product: auxin-induced protein 15A-like
Biological process (GO): response to auxin
Source: RefSeq, a predicted model, not a curated record